Molecule: messenger RNA, 1518 nt
Organism: Colletotrichum spaethianum
Lineage: Eukaryota; Fungi; Ascomycota; Sordariomycetes; Glomerellales; Glomerellaceae
Product: FAD-linked oxidoreductase sorD
Exons: 1
Coding region: 1-1518 (505 amino acids)
Molecular function (GO): oxidoreductase activity; FAD binding
Source: RefSeq, a predicted model, not a curated record
AUGGAUUCAACACGAUCUUUCAGACGUCUUGCGGUCGCUUCGCUCCUUUGUCUUUCUCCCACUCUUGUUUCUACUCAGGCCGAGACCAAGGCCUCCGAGUUGCAGACAUGCUUGACCACCGCUGGUGUUCGGAGUGUCAUCAGCACUGACGCCACCUGGGCCGACGAGACCACCGGUUUCCAGAAACGCAUCAAAGUUGACCCCGCGGCCAUCUCAUUUCCCGAGAACAGCGAUCAAGUCGCGCUUUCUCUCGACUGCGCCCGAAAUGCUUCCACUACUGCUUCACCCCUCGGCGCUGCCCACUCUUUCCAGGGAUACGGCUUCGGAAACCCGGGCAGUCUUGUGAUCAGUAUGGCUGCCUUCAAUUCCGUGUCAUUUGACACGGCUACCAACCGCCUCACUUAUGGCGGUGGUUCCCAUGUCGGGCCUGUCCUCAAAUAUCUCUGGGACAACUACGGUCGUCACUUCCCCCACGUCCGAGGUGCCCACGUUGGGCUUGCCGGCUCUAGCAUCGGUGGUGGCUAUGGGUCCUCUUCCCGCCACCUCGGUACUCCCAUGGACAACCUUGAAUCCGUCGAGUACAUGCUGUACAAUGGCACCAUCGUCAAUGCCUCCAAGGGCUCUGACCUCUUCUGGGCUGCUCAGGGUGCUGGUGCCUCCUUCGGUGUUCUUCUCUCCGUAACUACCAACACUCACAAGCCCCUCUUCGACACCGCCGUGAACUUUACAAUCGCUGCCGGAAACCUUGAGUCUGAUGCCGCUGCCAGAGUCCUUGUCGCUAUUCAGGACUACUCCCUCUCCAAGGAUUGCCCCGACGAACUUGCCCUUCGCUGGAGCUUGUCCGGUCCACCUUACACUGGUACCGGUUACUUCUACGGCAACCCUGCCGAGUUUGAUACAGUCCUUGCCCCUCUCGUCAGCUCCCUUAAGGCUAUAGCUGGCAAUGUCACCGUCCAGAAGACCGAGAUCCCCUUUUGGGACAUGGAAGUUGCCGUUGCUGGUCAGGGCAUGAACCAACCUAACGGCGGCACCCUUGGUGGACGGUCUUUUUAUACUCAAGCCCUCACUACCACCACAGAUCACCCCCUCACCGUUGAACAGGCUAAGAUUCUCUUCGAGAGCACUACCUUGUCCUUCAACCGCACCGACCUCCGCAAGUCCGGCUUCCUCGACCUCUGGGGCGGUGUCUCUCGUGACAUCUCCGACACUGAUACCAGCUACGCUCACGGCAAGAACCUCUGGCUCAUCCGCUGGGAAGCCAACUCAGUAGAUGUCAACAGCUACCCUGCUGAUGGCACUACUUACAUGAAGGGCCUCAUCAAGCCCUUCGAGGAGGCCCUAGUUGCUGGCGGUGCUCCCCUCCGUGGCUUUGUCAACUACGCCGACACUGAACUCUCCGAGGCUGAGUGGUCGUCCCGUCUCUACGGCGCCAACUUUGAUCGUCUUAAGCAACUCAAGACUGUCUAUGACCCGGAGGGUGUCUUUGUCAACCACAAGCAAGCCAUUCCCCUGCCGUAA